AAUUAUAUCGCGACAUAGGCAAGACUGCUUGAAUGUAACCUCUCAAUUUUCAUAUUUUAGGAAAAUUAUUGUAUAUAUUUUUAUUAUUCUGGGCUACUGGCUCCAAUGGCUUGUCCGAUUUAUUAUUAAAUGAGGUUAGUUUGUUUGUUUAUAUCUUGUUAAAGGGAACAGUGGACAAAGUUUUCCUCUAGUAAAUAGCAGAAUGGGAGAUUUUAAGAGCAAAACGGAUAUUCCAAAAUACGGUUUUAAAGUGAAAUUAAAUCAUGAAUAUCCCGAGAAGCGAACCCCAUAUUUUAAACCUUCGCUAAGGAUAAUUUGGGAUCUUUUACCUAUGUUUCUGAGAUACAUUUACUAUUAUAUUGUAUAUAGAAUUAAGAAAAAAUCAGUGGUAAUGGAUUAUUUAUUCAUGUCAACAGCGAAAAGAAUGUACGGAGUUCCAAUCGGGGGAAUUGGAUCUGGCACUAUUGGAAGAGGGUAUAAAGGUGAAUUCUGUCGAUUUCAACUAAGACCGAAUGCCUGUGAGUACAACACAGUUGACGCCAACCAGUUUAUCGUUACCAUCAAGGAUCAAAGUGAUGCUACCAUUUUUCAAAGUUGUCUAUCUACAUACACGAAAACGUCUUUGCCUUCUUGGCAAAGUCUUCUUGAUGGAAAUAAAUGUUACUACACAGGACUGUAUCCGAGAGCAUGGAGUUAUUUUGAUCUCUCGGAAUUUGGGAUCAAACUCACUUGCAGGCAAAUUAGUCCAGUGAUACCGCAUGAUUAUGAAAAUAGUUGCAUGCCAUGUGCAGUGUUUGUAUGGAACGUGGAAAAUAUAGGUGAUGAAGAACGAUCUGUAACAAUUUCCUUUACUUUCAAAAACGGAACUGGUUCAAAGAAAGCCGACAAAGAAACAUCGUGUAGCUCUAAAGCAUUUUCGUAUCAGAAUUUGGAAGGCGUAAUUCUCUACCAUAAAUUAGACAAAAUGCAGUGUUCUUAUUCAUUAGGUGUAAAAGCAGCAGAUGGGGUAGCCAUAUCGAAAUGCUUGCAUUUUGAUCCAAAUUCAAAUGGUUCGGUUGUAUGGAMUCAGCUAAAGGACAAUGGCCAAUUUGACAAAAUCAAAGGUGAGCCCAGUAAAACCCAUCAUAUUUUUGGUGAAAUGGCUGUGGGGGUUUCCGCAAAAAGUAAACUUCUUGGGAACACAUCUCAAAGCUUUGAAAUGGUCCUGGCCUGGGAUAUGCCCAGCAUCAUUUAUCCUGUAGGUCAGAACAAGUAUUUUAGAUUUUACACAGAAAAGUUCGGGAAAGAAAAUGCAGCAUUGAAAAUAGUCAACCACGCAUUGCAGAACUAUCCAAUGUGGGAAGACAAGAUUUAUGAAUGGCAAAAACCUAUUUUAGAUGACGGUGAUCUUCCAGAUUGGUAUAAAUCUGCACUUUUCAAUGAAUCGUACUUUUUGAGCGACGGCGGCACUGUAUGGUUGAGCUUAGAAGAAGAAUUUGCUAAAACACUAAAUACUAGUGACUCGAGAAAAAAAUAUGGUAGAUUUGCGUAUUUGGAAGGCCAUGAGUACCGAAUGUAUAAUUCGUAUGACGUGCAUUUCUACGCAUCUCAUGCACUAAGCAAAAAUUUCCCGGAACUUCAAAAGUCUCUUCAGUACGACCUGAGAGACUACAUAUUUUUGGAGGUGCCCGAUAAAAUGAAGAUGGUUUCCGAUGGCAAAACAGUCGAGCGGAAAAAGCCAAACACUGUACCUCAUGAUACAGGAGAUCCAGGCGAAUCGCCUUUCAUCCUGAUAAACGCAUAUCCUAUAGAGGAUGUGAGUACCUGGAAAGAUUUGAGCUCAAAGUUUGUUCUGCAGACUUUCAGAGAUGCCAUUGUGGGAAACGUUGUCGAUACCACAUUUAUACAGGAUAUGUACAAGGCUUGUGAUAUAGUAAUGAGAAAGUUGCUGGUUUUUGACUAUGAUCAAGAUGGACUAAUCGAAAAUUCUGGAAAACCGGACCAAACAUAUGAUACUUGGGUUAUGAAAGGUGCCAGUUCUUAUUGCGGAGGUCUUUGGUUAGCUGCAGUUUACGCGAUGACGGAAAUGGCAGUUACUGUAGGCAACACAGACGAUAAGGAUUUUUAUCAAGAUAUUCUAGACAGAGGCAUCAAAGCAUUCCAGAAAAAGUUAUGGAAUGGUCAAUACUAUAACUUUGACUGUUCAACCGAUCAAUGUAAGAGCAUCAUGGCUGACCAACUCAACGCGCAAUGGUAUUUAGGAUGCAUUGGCAAAGGACACGAUUAUCCGCUGUUUCCAAAAAAGAACAUUGAUAGUGCUCUAAGGACUAUUUACAAAAAUAAUGUGCUUAGUUUCUGCGAUGGCAACAUGGGUGCAGUAAAUGGAUUUCUCAAUGGACAGGCAGACAAAAUGACUAUUCAGAGCCAAGAAGUGUGGACUGGUGUUACGUACGCUCUUGCUGCUACAAUGAUUCAGGAGGGAUUGAUUAAUGAAGGAUUUAAAACAGCCGGAGGAAUGUUUAAGUCGAUGACCGAGAAGUUCGGAAUGAUUUUCAACACUCCUGAGGCACUCUAUGAAAAAUCUUGUUAUAGAGCGAUGGGCUAUAUGAGACCGCUCAGCAUUUGGUCUAUGCAAAUAGCUUGGGAGCAAAAAAAUAACAAACCAUCCAAUUAAUGCAUUAUUGCAAGUAGUUGCACCAUUGUUUACUAUUAUUUCCCAAUCAAUAUAGAUAUUUCAAUGUUUCAUACAUAUGUAAAGAUAUUAUCAAUGUAUUAAUUAUUUAUAUUUGCUUUACUAUAUUUUAUGCAAUUUAAUAUGAAUGCAAGUACUCAACGUAUGUUGUACACUUAACAGUCAACACUUAAGUAUGGAAUUAAUUUUUUUAACAUAUUUCAUAUAAGGGUAAUAUGCCGUGCACAAUAAAGAUAGCAAAGUAUUAAUGUA
This is a messenger RNA of Dendroctonus ponderosae (mountain pine beetle), 2923 nucleotides long. Its product is annotated as non-lysosomal glucosylceramidase. The coding region runs from base 203 to 2653 and encodes 816 amino acids. Gene Ontology annotation, biological process: carbohydrate metabolic process; glucosylceramide catabolic process. The record is from RefSeq and is a predicted model, not a curated record. Gene Ontology annotation, cellular component: membrane. The transcript has 15 exons. NCBI's taxonomy places the organism in Eukaryota, Metazoa, Arthropoda, Insecta, Coleoptera, Curculionidae. Gene Ontology annotation, molecular function: glucosylceramidase activity; beta-glucosidase activity.